Messenger RNA from Dromiciops gliroides (monito del monte), 5651 nucleotides. Its product is annotated as zinc finger protein 850-like. NCBI's taxonomy places the organism in Eukaryota, Metazoa, Chordata, Mammalia, Microbiotheria, Microbiotheriidae. The record is from RefSeq and is a predicted model, not a curated record.
AUGUCGGGGUGGGUGAAGGUAUUGCGACUUCUGGGGAAGGUCACUGUUGGACGGCCAAACGGAAGUAGCAUGAGCCCGAAAAUUUGGGAGCAUCUUAGUGCCAAGGCCCCGCCUUUGCAGGAGACCUGAAGGGAGCCUGGGGAUGCGUGCGCAGCUCCGUCACCAUUUCUGGACGUCUUGGUUCUGUGUGGGACAUCUGUCCUGGAAUCCUAUCUCCAGAUUUGGAGACCAAGAAAGGAAGACAAUUGCAAGAUAUUUCUUAAGCAAGAGAUUUGCCCGGUCAAUAAUGGAAAAACUCAGCGGGGACAUUACACAAGGUCCCAUUUUUGGAGAAGAGUGUGAAAGUGAGGGCAAAUUAGGGAGACAGGAGCAAAACCCUGUAAGCAAGAUUCAGAAGAAAUCCUUUUCCAAGAAGAAAGGUUUCAGGCAAUUAACAGUAACAAAAACCAUAAUGCCCACUGAAGAAAGAGAUGAUAAAUGUAAUGAAAUUAGGAGAAACUUCACACUGAAGUCAAAACUUAUUACUCAUCAAAGAGUUCAUAUAGGAGAGAAAUCUAGUAGUUUUGACACAUGUGGAACAACCUUCAAACAGCAUUCAGAAUUAGUUAAAUGUCAAAAAAUUUGUUCGGGGAAAAAAACUUACAAGUGUAAUGACUGUGAGAAAAUCUUUAGUGACCGCUCAAAUUUUAUUCGUCAUCAGAGAAUUCACACUGGAGAGAAACCGUAUAAAUGCAAGGAAUGUGGAAAAGCCUUUAGCCAGAGCUCAUCCCUUAUUGAACAUCAAAGAACUCAUACUGGAGAGAAACCCUAUAAAUGUAAUGAAUGUGGGAAAUCAUUUACUGUGAGCUCAUCCCUUACUCAGCAUCAAAGAAUUCAUACUGGAGAGAAACCAUAUAAAUGUAAUGAAUGUGGGAAAGCUUUCAGUGAUUGCUCAUCCUUUACUCAACAUCAGAGAAUUCAUACUGGAGAGAAACCUUAUAAGUGUAAUGAAUGUGGGAAAGCCUUUAGUGAUUUCUCAUCCCUCACUCAACAUCAGAGAAUUCAUACUGGAGAGAAACCCUAUAAGUGUAAUGAUUGUGGUAAAGCUUUUAGCCGUAGUACACAUCUAACUCAACAUCAAAGAACUCAUACUGGAGAAAAACCUUAUGAAUGCAAUGAAUGUGGAAAAGCCUUCACUGCACACUCAACCUUUACUCAACAUCAGAGAAUACAUACUGGAGAGAAACCUUAUGAAUGCAGUGAAUGUGGAAAGGCUUUUCCUGAAAGUUCAUCACUUACAAAACAUCAGCGAGUUCAUACUGGAGAGAAGCCCUAUGAAUGCAGUGAAUGUGGGAAAGCCUUUAGUCAGAGCACACACCUUAUUCAGCAUCAUAGGAUUCAUACUGGAGAGAAGCCCUAUAAAUGUAACGAAUGUGGAAAAGCCUUUGGUAAUAGCUCAAAUCUGGUUCUCCAUCAAAGAAUUUAUUCUAGAAAAAAGCACUUUGAAUGUAGAGAAUGUGGGGAAAUAUUCAUUAAUACUGCAUCUCUCUUUGAGCAUCAAAAAAUUCAUAAUGAAGAGAGACCAUAUAAAUGUAAUGAGUGUGGGAAAGGUUUUAAUUGGAGGACACACCUUGUACAACAUGAAAGAAUUUACACAGGAAAAAAACCAUAUGAAUGCAAUGAAUGGGGGAAAGCCUUCAACAGAAAUACAUACCUUACUCAGCAUCAGAGAAUUCACACAGGAAAGAAACCAUAUGAAUGCAGUGAAUGUAGGAAAGCCUUCAGCCAAAGUGCACAUCUUAUGCAACAUCAAAGAAUUCAUUCUGGAGAGAAACCUUAUGACUGCAGUAAAUGUGGAAGAACCUUCACUGAGAGAUCAGCCCUUACUCAACAUCAGAGGAUACAUACUGGAGAGAAGCCCUAUGAAUGCAAUAAACCAUUCCAAUGUAAUGAAUGUGGGAGAACUUUUAGCAGCAGACCAAACCUAAGUCAACAUCAGAGAAUUCAUACUGGAAAGAAACCUUAUCCUUGUAAUGAGUGUGAGAAAGCCUUUAGCAAGAGGCUAAGCCUUAAUCGACACCAGAGAAUUCAUAUAGGUGAAAAACCCUAUGGGUGUGAUGCAUGUGAGAAAGCCUUCAGUCAGAGCUCACACCUUCUUAAUCAUCAGAAAAUUCAUACUGGAGAGAAACCCUAUGAAUGUGAGGAGUGUGGGAAAGCCUUCAAUUAUAGCUCACACCUUAUUCUACAUCGGAGAAUCCACACUGGAGAGAAGCCUUAUGAGUGUGUUGAGUGUGGGAAAUCCUUUAGUCAAAGUUCAAGCCUUAUUCAGCAUCAGAGAAUCCACACUGGGGAGAAACCUUAUCCAUGUAAUCAGUGUAGUAAAAGUUUCAGUCGAAGCUCAAACCGUAUUUUACAUCAGAGAAUACACACAGGAGAGAAACCUUAUGAAUGUGAUAAGUGUGGGAAAGCCUUCAGACAGAAAUCUGCCCUUGUUCUACAUCAGAGAAUCCAUACCGGAGAGAAACCUUAUGAAUGUGAUGAAUGUGGUAAAAAUUUCAGUCAAAGCUCAGCCCUUAUUCUUCAUCAGAGAAUCCACAGUGGAGAGAAACCCUAUGAAUGUGAUGAGUGUGCAAAAGCUUUCAGCAGAAGCUCAAUUCUUAUUCAACAUCGGAGAAUCCACACUGGGGAGAAACCGUAUAUAUGUCAUGAAUGUGGGAAAGCAUUCAGUCAAAGUUCCAAUCUUUUUAGACAUAAGAGAAGGCACAAUAAAGAAAAAAUCCUAACACAUAAAUGUGAUGAAUGUGGCAAACUCUUCAGCCAGAGCUCAGCCCUUAUUCUACACCAGAGAAUCCACAGUGGGGAGAAACCCUAUGAAUGUGAUGAGUGUGGGAAAGCCUUCAGCCGGAGUUCAAUCCUUAUUCAACAUCAGAGAAUCCACACUGGAGAAAAACCAUAUAAAUGUCAUGAAUGUGGGAAAGCUUUCAGUCAGAAUUCUGGGCUCAUUAAUCAUCAGAGAAUCCAUACUGGGGAAAAACCCUAUGAAUGUAGUGAGUGUGGAAAAGCUUAUAGUCAAAGCUCAAAUCUUUUUAGGCAUCAGCGAAGACACAGUGAAGAAAAAUCCUAUCAAUGUCAUGAAUGUGUUCUUUGAGAGCUUGGGCCUUUUUCAUCAGAAAAGAAGGUGUAAUGGGGGGAGGGGGAAAUCAGUUUAGUUUUAGUAGACUAAAUAGUUCCUUCAUAACAUCAGAAUAGCCCCUGAAGAAAAUGAGGGAGAUCUUUAGUCACUAUUUCUACUUUAUCUAUCUUUAUGUUGUCACACCUUUCUAUAGAUUUUCAGAAUCUUAACCUUAUUUUUGAUAUUUAUUCCUAAAUUUCCUGUUUGUAAACAUGUCUCCUCUGCCUGCCCUAUUUCAAAGCUUCCAUGUUAGACAAGUAAAUUGUUUCAGUAUUGAGAAUAUGAGUCCCUUCAAAGACAGAUUUUGUGUUCUGUUAAAAAUGCAAAACGAAUACUCCAAAGACUAAAUCCCCAAAACACCAUUUCUGACUCUUAAAUCAUGUCUUCUUUUAUCAAAAUCUUGUUUGCAAAUAAGGCUCUAGAAAUUUGAUAGGUAGCUCAAAAGAAAGAGAUAGACCUUAAAAUCUAGAACAAAAGAAAAUUAGUAUGCAUUUAUUAAGUGCAUCCUAUGUGCUAGGCACUGUGCUAAGCACUGGGCAUAGAAAAAGAGGCAGAAGACUAUACCUUGCCCUCAAGGAGCUUACAGUCUAAUGAGGGAGACAACAAGCAAGCAAUUAUGUACAAACUAUAUUCAGGAUAAAUAAGAAAUAACUAAAAAAUAACAGGCACUGGUAUUGAGGCAUUGAGGAAGGCAUGGAGAAGAUGGAUUUUUGUUAUGAUUUGAAGGAAGCCCGUAGGCAGAAAUGAGAGAACAUGGGGGACAAGGCUAGUGUCACAGGAAUGGAGUAUAUAGCAGGGAGUAAGGUGUAAGAAGAAUGAAAAUGGGAGGAGCACAAGGGUGCAUUGCCCUUUGGGAUGCCAAACAUAGGAUUAUGCAUUUGAUCCUGAAGGUAAUAAGGAGCCCACUGGAAUUUAUUGAGUAGAGUGGUGACAUGGGUCAGAGUCAAACAUUGAAAAGCUGACAUGGCACUUAAAUCAGGAAAGGGAUAAACUCUUUUAUUGAAUAAGGAUUGAUUGGUGGUAAAUAAGACUUCAAGUAUUAUGGAUACAGUUAUCUAACUUAAAAUAAUUUUCCAAAGCCAUCUAAUUUGUAGACACUUUAUUGGUAAAUUACAGUACCAACAUACAUCUCAUCAGGAAAUAGUCAAUUAAAACAUAACCAAUAUAAAAUAUAGCUAUAAGAUGGGAAAUUUUAGGAUAUUAUGGGAAUAUGUUAUGGUGACAAAUAUAAACAGGAUCAUGGUAUCAUUCAGGUCAUCUUGGAGUCUAGGAAAAGGAUGGUUGGAGAAUAAGAUUUAUCAGCAUGUCUCUAGCACUGUGUAGUUGAUUAUUAAGUUCCUACAAUGUUCCUAGGCCUGUGCUAAUCACUGGGUAUGCAAAUAAUUAAUUCCUACUUUAAAGGAGCUUAUGUGAAAGGUAAGAAGUUCACUGAGCAGUAUCAGCUGCUGGCAUAAGUAUCUAGUGAAUCAAGCCAAUACAUCGCUAUGGAUGAGAACCACUGAGACUAAAAAAGUAGUGAGCACUUACUGUGUAUAAAGCACUGUGCAAGUUCCUCAAUGCUACCAUAGCUUGGUACUUACCACUAUGAAUCCUUAAACUGGUUUUCUGCUAUAAAUCAGUGUCUUAAAGUAGGGGAGUAUAGAUUUUUUUUCUUCCCGAAGGUAUAAUUAGUGUUGAGUAAGCUGAUCCCUUAGAGCUAAUAAUGCCAGCACCAGAAGUCUAGGGGUUUUGUCUUGGAAAGCUUGCCAGCAUCCCUUAUUAGCAUUCUUCAUCUCAGAGUUGAAGGUUCUCUCCAUUGCAAGUUAGAGGUGUCCUGAGACUUUUCAAAAGAUCUUGUCUUAAUACUGACUGCUCAGACACCAGGAACACUUAAAGUUAUAACUUUAUGUUUAAUUAAUCAUGUCUUCUAUCUAAAAAUAAAAUACCUUGUUUGUUCAUGUCUAAAAUAUGUCAGACUUCACACAACUAGUUUUCAGGGUUUCUAGGUUUUUUAACAUGUCUAUAGUGACUAUUAUUAAUCACUGGACUACAUACUCCAUGGCUCUGUAUCCCAGCUUCACUGUUUGGUGGAAAACAACAGUAGCAAAAUAAAACAAUGAGAAAGAGGAUGGAAAAAGACAUACUUAUAGUGACCCUUUGAUGCUGACUCUUAUGAAAUUUAAUCAGUUUACUCUCAAAAAUUACUCUAUCUAAUGCUUGGAGUGCCUUCAAAGUAAAAUGGGAUUGUUAUGGGCCAGUUAAAAAUAGUGGUAAAUAAAAGGCUAGCAGGUAGAGAGGUGGAUGCAAAAAGGAGCUUGUUAAUAGAUAUGCUGAUAGUGAUUAACUCUAAGAAAUGUGCUUUAUAGUUUUAACAGUGUACAAAUAUGUAUUGAUACUAUGUAUUUUAAGUUAUAAAAGGGUCUUUUGCUUGGGACUCAUUCCCCUUGUAGCUGCUGAGAAGAGAACAAGUGAUGUCUAAUAAAGCUAUGAACUCUCCCUGCAAUAAAUAUAUCUUUCCUUA